This is a messenger RNA of Peromyscus maniculatus bairdii (prairie deer mouse), 2156 nucleotides long. NCBI's taxonomy places the organism in Eukaryota, Metazoa, Chordata, Mammalia, Rodentia, Cricetidae. The record is from RefSeq and is a predicted model, not a curated record.
GGUCUGGCGGGGGUGGCCAGGAGGGUGGCAGGAGCAGAGGAGCCGGUCCACCAUGGAAUAUGAAGCCAAGAAAGGGAAGAAGGGCUUUGUGUCUCCCAUCCGAAGGCUGGUGUUCCCGAAGGCUGCACGCCAGGCUGCCUUCAGGAACCACGUCAGUCGCAGGCCCCUGCACUCUAUGCCUCUGUAUCCUCCUGACUACCUCAUCGACCCCCACAUCCUGCUGUGUGACUACCUGGAGAAGGAGGUCAAGUUCCUGGGCCACCUCACCUGGGUGACUUCCUCACUGAACCCCUCCAGCCGAGACGAGCUCCUGCAGCUGCUGGACACUGCCAGGCAGCUGAAGGAGCUGCCUCUGAAGACCACGCCGGAGCAGGACAGCAUCCUGAGCCUGUCGGCACGCUGCCUGCUGCUCACUUGGCGGGACAACGAGGAGCUCAUCCUGCGCAUCCCCACGCACGAGAUCGCCGCUGCCUCCUACCUGCAGGACGACGCGCUGCAUCUGCUAGUGCUUAAGACUGGUCUGGGCGUGGACCCGGUGCCGGCGGGCGUGGACGCCAGCCCCGGAGGUACGGGGCGAGAUCCGGGCCCUCCUGGCGCCGCACCCGAAAAGCGGCGGGUGGGCACCGCCGAGCGACGCCACACCAUCUGCAGCCUGGACUGGCGCAUGGCGUGGGGCGGGGGUGCGGGCGCCGAGCCCGGCCCCAACCCGCUGGAUCCCCAGAACCCCAGCCCCGACGCCUACUGCAACCUGGUCAUCCUAGCUGUGGCCAACAGGGAUGCUGCUGAGGAGUCCUGCGCACUCAUCUGUCAAGUCUUCCAGAUCAUCUAUGGGGACCAGAGCAUCGAGUGUGUAGACCGGGCCGGCUACCAUUACAGAUCCACGCCAAGGCGGCCAUGGCUCUCCAGCUGCAGUGAGAGCUGCCGCACAGAUGGGACGUUUGCCUACGACGCCGACCUGAGCUGCUGCAGCUCCUUCAAUGGCUCCCAGGACACAUUUGAAGCAUGUUACAGUGGCGCAUCCACCCCGUCUUUCCACGGCUCCCACUGCAGCAGUAUUGACCACAGCAGCUGGGCCUUCGAGCAGCUGCAGGAUUACAUGGUCACGCUGCGGAGUAAGCUGGGUCCCCCUGAGAUCCAGCAGUUUGCAAUACUGUUACGAGACUAUCGCCUGGGGCUGCCUAUCCAGGACUUCUGUGCAGGCCUGCAGAAACUCUAUGGGGACCGGCGCAAGUUCCUUCUCAUUGGGAUGCGGCCCUUUAUUCCGGACCAGGACAUUGGCUACUUCGAGAGCUUCCUGGAGAGUGUGGGCAUCCGUGAGGGUGGCAUCCUUACCGACAGCUUCGGCCGCAUCAAGCGCAGCAUGAGCUCCACGUCUGCCUCUGCGGUGCGCAGCUAUGACGGAGCCGCCCAGCGGCCCGAGGCGCAGACCUUCCACCAGCUGCUGGCCGACAUUACACACGACAUUGAGGCUCUGGCCCCCGACGACGACGUCUACGAGGAUGUCUCCCCAAGCGGGGGCGAUCAGGGUGAAGACAACUACCUGUAGCCCCUAGAGGCUCGUACACUUGCUCCUGGAACACCAUCCUCUGACUGCGCAGACAUCCUGGGUUCCCAUCUGUGCCUUCUGGGCUUCGUUACUACAGAUGGGUUUCCAGGGCUUCAGUUCCUGCAAUACCAAGAACGUCCUGCAGAUGGCUUUACUCUAAGGAGAGCCAGACCCUAGAGUUCUCUACAGGAUGAAGAAUCGCUCCACCUACUGGCGGACAGAAAAGAUUUCCAAUUCAAGCCCCAGUUUUCUGCACACCCUGCCCAACCUCAAAACAAAACCAUUUUCAGAGAGCCCAGAGACCUCUCUUCAAUUUUACAGGCUGAGAAACUGAGAAGUUUUGUUGUUGUUGUUGUUUUGUUUUGUUUUGUUUUGUUUUGUUUUGUUUUGUUUUGUUUUGUUUUGUUUUGUUUUGUUUUUUAAGGAAUGAAUAUGAGGGAAUGACCCUGUUCUUCUUGGAUAUCACUACCUAUUUCCACAUCUGUACAAUAAUUUCACCUCUUUUCACAAGUGGUCAUCGGGAUGAAUGGCGGUCAAGACUUUAGUAUUGAGGUCAAGACCUUAGCCUAGCAUGCUGUAGAUGCUCAAUAAAUGCUGUUUCUUUCCACUU